Messenger RNA from Australozyma saopauloensis, 3591 nucleotides. RefSeq names its product Msb1p (gene MSB1). The record is from RefSeq and is a predicted model, not a curated record. Gene Ontology annotation, cellular component: cellular bud neck; cellular bud tip. Lineage: Eukaryota; Fungi; Ascomycota; Pichiomycetes; Serinales; Metschnikowiaceae. Bases 1 to 3591 code for a protein of 1196 amino acids. The transcript has a single exon.
AUGAAAAACCACAUAGAUCUUCCGGCCAUCCCGCCAUCUCAGGAGAAGGAGCUGACGGCGAUCGGGAAAGAUCAGCUCACCCGGAAGAAACUCCAGGGCUUGUUGCAUCUAAUCACCGCCGACCUCAAGGCGCGAGGAACGAAAACACCCCAUGUUUUCCUUCCGUAUCGGUCCCGGGUGGAUGACUCAAAACUCGAGCUGUUUUUAUCCCGCGUUUUUCCGAACGGCGUCAUGAUCGAUGUGUCGCGAGAGCCGGAAACGAGGGCUCUCUUGGCCGAGUUCGAUGAGUUCACGCUCACCUGUGGCCUUAAGUUCUUAUGGUGUAGGCUACCGAACAACGAGAUCAUUGGCUGGGACGUAUACCAGGAGUUUAAGAGAAAGGAGCACGAGGCGGGCUAUCCGAAGGAUGCUUUUUUGACCAUCAUGCCGAAAUGUCUCUCCUCGGCGUCACAUGCAUCCAUUGUGUACGAUUUCCUAGAUCUUCUUAUCAGUCUCUCUGCAAAUUCACAGUACAACCAUUUGAAUGGGCAGAAAAUCUCCAAGAUGGCAAGCAUAUGGGCUUUUUCCUGUGCUCCCAAACUGAACUCGGCGUUCUAUGAUGCAACCAUGAUCAGAGAGGUGAGUUUCCUAGACGGGUUAGAGGCGUGGAAAAAAUUGUCCAACGGCUUAUUUCAUCUUCUACUAUCGUUUCUAAGAGCUAUGCUUCCUGAUACGGAGGCCGAGACCUUGAAUUUACCGAAAACGUUGCAAUCUUUGUUGAUCUCAAAUACGUAUCCUCCUCCAGAGGACAAGAAUCCUGUAAAAUCGGUCAUCACAAUCCCGUGCGUUCACGUAAGAUCAACUCGCAAAUCUACUGAUCCGUACGAACUCUUGAGUAAGAUUCGUCACACGCUUAGAUUCGACAAGAAGGAUGCAUUUCUCUCGAUCGAGAACUACACAAUUUUGAAGAACAUUUUCCAGAAAGAAUCGACAUCUGAGAUCAUAUCCACACUUACAGAGGAAUCUCGCCGCUGCCUCUCGCGCUUGACUGCAAACCUGCAACCAUCUAACUAUAAUGUGUACCCGGGCUGGGCUCGCUUAUCCAGUGGAGUAAAUCCUAAUAUUCCAUUGUACUCGGAUGUGACUAUCUCCAGCGUUACGCUACAGGAUUACUACAUUUGGACGUGGCUUUCAUCUCUUGGAUCUGACCAGUCUGCGUCUAUGAAAUCACUUUUCGGGAGAUCGAUUGUUGUAGAAGCGGGUUUACGUGGAUUCCAGAAAUGGAUGAUUAUUACCGAAACUACAAUACUGUCCGAUGAAUACAUUUCUAUGUUCAAGUCUCCCACAAAUGCAAAGGAUCUUCCUCUGCCACCUGUGGUCAAGGUGCCCCGUCAUGUCGAAAGGUCGCAAAUUCCUGAGAAGGAGGAUCAAAGACCCCCUCCACCGGUAGAGAAAGAUUCUCUAUUAUCUGAAAUCACAUCGGCCAUCGACAGUAUUGGUCUUGAGGAUAGACAGCAGAUGAGUGACUAUCAAGUGUAUUUGAAUUCACUAGCAGCUUCUGAGCAAAGAACUCACAAAGAUGUCCCGGCUAAAACCACUUCUCCGCUAACGACGAGAAAUCAAAAGGAUAGACCAAGGCCUCCUCCGCUAGAUCUAAAAACUUCAGCUCUUCAUGUUAAGCCCCCUUCACCGAAAAAGGCGCCACACUCUUCUGAGCCAGUUGAACGUACAAAUCCUCUGGACUAUCCUGAAUUUCAAGGGUACAAAGUUUACGCCAAGGAACUUUCUUUGCUGCCGGAAAGAGAAAAGAAGAAGCUGGAAUUAGACAUUCCGCUCGUAUCGGCGAACAUGAAAACGUCACACUCCUUCGAGAUUCCUGAAAGAAGUUACCUAAGAAUGGCUUCAGAGUCACAUCCGCAUCAUCCAAACCAUCAUUUGGAAAAUGAAGAACCUCCCUCGCGGCUGCCUGAACGCGAUAAUUAUGAAGCAAGCCAGGACGUUCACCAACCCGCUACAAUCAAACCAUAUUCUAUGGUAGACCAUGUCCUUAAAGACCACCAUCCGGUACAAGACUCUCAUACUCGGGUGCCCCAAGAAUAUGGGACAUCUAGACAAGCUCGCUCCGGGGAACAUCCAAACAUGUCACUUGAUGAGAAUUACGAUGAUCACCAUGCAAAUGAUACAGUUCAAUACUUUGGUGCUGAUAGAUCAUUUGAACGUAUAGGAACGGAGCGUUCUCCCGAUCGCUCCUCCCCCAAUCGCUCUUCCCCAGCUCGAGAAAGCCCAAACCGGCCAUUCCCUCAUCAACAAACUUCAAAUCUCUCAGUGCCCAAUCGGGAGGAUGAAAGUCCAGUGCGUGCUAAUGGACACGAAUAUCAGUACAAUGAUGGAGAAAUUGAGGCACCACAGGUUGAAAAGAAAAAGAAGAAGAAGAAGAAGAAGCGGAGAGAUGAAUAUGGAAACGAAUUUGCAAUGCCAAAAAAUCUUCCAGCUGGUCCCCCACCUCCGAUGCCUACAAUGGGGAACUCGUAUGAGGAGUUCAAUGGCAGUGCAGAGCCAAAUGGAGCUUAUCAGAACUCUCAAUUCAAAGCGAACGUGCCGCAAGCGGCUCCGCAAAUGGGUGAGAUAGGGUAUGACCGUACAAACAUUUCAGAACCUGCUGGCGGCUACUAUGCUCCAGAACAAGGUAAAGGUCGACUUCCAGAGCAAUUUCCGCAGAGUCGUGGUAACUCUGCGGAACGAAUGGACUACAGGAAUGAUCACAAUCAUAUUCAAGUUAGUCAACCACCUUAUGAUGGACACCAUGAGUCACAGGUUGGGAACACUACAUACCAACUGACAAAUUCAGGUGGCGAGAACCAAAAUCACAUUUUGGGUUCAGUGAACACUAUGCCUCCUGGGCAUCAUCACCAUCAACCACAUGUAGCACAUCAAAAUGGUCAAAGUUACGAACAGAACCCACAAGAUGGCUAUCAACAGCCUGUGUCAUACAACCAACAAUCGCAGCACAAUCCGCAAUUGAAGCAUACUCAGCAACCACAGCAUUUUCAACAGACCCAGCAUACCCAGCCACCACCUCAGAAUCAAUUAUACCCACCUCAAGGCCAAGGUCGUACUCCGUCCCAUGGUCAGUCAUAUCACCAACAUCCCCAAUACCCACAAGGUCCACCGAGACAAGCUCUUGGUCAGCAUCCUGGAGGUCCACCAGGUCAUUCGCAAAUGCAUCCUCAGGGUCAGUCUAACGUAGCCUCUCCCCCUGCAAAUUAUCCGCAAGAUACGCAUAAUCCCAGCAUGCAGUGGCAACAACCUCAAAAUUACGGGCCACCACCUCAAGGAUACGGACCACCGCCUCAAGGGUACGGACCACCACCUCAAGGAUACGGUGUCCCUCCUCAAGGAGGCUACGCUCCCCCCAUGGCUCAGCCAAUGUACUAUCCACCUCAACAAGGGUAUUUUCCUCCACCACAACAAUUUCAAAAGCCUAGGCCAAAACCCACCACAAGUGAGUUGACAAUGAUGAACAUGCCGAUGUCUGGAGGUUUCAAAAAGAACCAAAAGCAAAAUAAAGCUGGUAUGCGGGCAGCUCUCAACCAAGGUACAUUCGGAAUCUAG